AUGGAUUUUUAUUUGUUAUUUGUUGUGCUACUGCAGGUCAAGGCUACAGACAGAGAUUCAGGGAAUUUUGGGCAUAUUGAGUAUUUUCUAUAUGAUGGAUUCCAUAACUAUGAAAAAUCAAAAGCAUUCCAGAUUGACCCGAGCAGCGGCCACAUAUGUGUCUCACAGGACAUUGACAGGGAAGAGGACCCAUCCACAUAUGAUCUCUUGGUGAAAGCGGUAGAUGGGGGUGGCCUGAGUGCUCAAGCUUUCGUCCGCAUAGAGAUAGAAGACAUUAAUGACAAUCACCCUGUCUUCGACCCAGUGACUUACACGACAAGCAUCAGCAGUCAUACGCAGCCGGGAACAGAAAUAAUCAGUGUCGUUGCUACGGACAAGGAUUCUGGAAUAUAUGGAGUUGUGACUUACGAAUUGCUACCGGGUGACUUCUCUUCCCUGUUCACAGUGGAUACAUCUACAGGAACUGUCUACCUGAUAGCAUCUCUCAGUAAUGUGGAACUUACCAAUGUGCUGUUGACUGUUUCUGCCCGGGAUGGAGGUGGCCUUGGUUCUGCUGUUAAUGCAGUUGUGACUGUGAAGAUCCUGCAGACGGCUGUGGCUCCUGCUGUUUUUGAGAGAUCACGUUACACUUUUUCCAUCCCCGAAGAUGCCCCUGAAGGAAGUGCCGUCGGAACAGUGAAAGCAAGGGAACCCUUGAAUUUAUUGGAAACGAUUUCCUACAGAAUUUCCUCCGGUGAUCCCUACGGAAGGUUUUCCAUUGACCCUGAGUAUGGAAUCAUCCGCACUAAGAAGCAGCUCGACCAUGAAGCCCAUUAUCACACCCUUCUCACAGUGCAGUCACAGUUGGGAAGCUCCCCUGUCUACAGCAGCGCCCAGGUCAACAUAACCGUGAUUGACGUCAAUGACAACCCUCCAGUGUUUGUGUCGGAAUCUGACCAGAUUAAUAUAUCGCGAAGCACGGUGCCUGGCACAGCUCUUUACAUCGCUCAUGCAGAGGACAAAGACAGUGGGCUGAAUGGCGCAGUCCGGUAUGCCAUUGUAAGCAAUCGAUCAAGUAUUUUUACCAUCGAUCCCGUUCUCGGGGUACUGUACCUUGCCAGAACUCUGGAGAGUGAUAAACAGCAUGAACACACAGUGGUGCACAUUACAGCAGAAGAUCAUGGAAGUCCUCCCUUGAGUUCUGUGUUGAUCCUACGAGUGGUAAUCGACGAGCAUAAGGGACACCCCAUGUUGACUUUUGAAAAUUUGGUGUAUCAGGUGGAAGUCAGUGAAGCAGCACCCAUAGGUGUCAGAAUUCUGCAAAUCCAAGCCCGGAAGUUAGAUCCCCAGCGUCCCCCUGGGAAUGUUGUGUACUCAUUGGAGCAUAACACGGAUUCUGCUUCAUUUAGAAUUGAUCCAGAAGCAGGUGUGAUCUACCUACGGAAUGCUUUAGAUUACGAACGUACGCAAAUGCAUAGUUUUAGAGCCUUUGUUACUAGCGCAGCAGAUAAGUCAGGGCAGAAUGCAAGUACAUCAGUGAUAGUUAACGUAGUGGAUGAAAACGACAAUUCUCCCGUGUUUUUGCGUGAUGCCUAUUUUUUUGACGUGGAGGAGAGUUCGUUGGCCCAAGGUGUGGUUGGCACAAUAGCCGCAGUUGACAAGGACUCUGGAAGAAAUGCGCAGCUCUCCUAUUUCCUCUUAUCAGAUGGAAAAUAUUUUAAAAUCAAUUCCAAUACAGGUGAAAUUAUAAACUGGGUUGCAUUAGACUAUGAACAGCAGGCUCACCACUACCUGAUUGCUCUGGUGACUGACCACGGGGUCCCGCAACAUAAUGCCACAAUAACAGUCUAUAUCUCUGUUACGGAUCUCAAUGACAACCACCCAUGCUUCCCACAGCUUCUGUCUGGAGCAGAGCUACAUGUCAAGGUUUUGGAAGGGCAACCAGCAGGAACCCUGGUUGCCACCAUGUUUGCCAAGGACCUUGAUUCUGGGAACAGUGGGAUCGUGUUAUAUUCAUUGUCCUCAGGGGAAAGUUAGGCAAUUUUCAGAUUGACAGCAGCAGUGGUGAGGUUAAGGACCACUGAAGCUCUUUUGUACAAUUGGCGGUUCAAGCUACCAAAUGGCCAAUCACUGCAGCUGUAUCAGGGGGUCCCUCCUCUUCAAGGACAAGUAGUCAUCACUGUGGAGGUACUCCCACUUCCCCAAGGGAGAUCUGUUCCCUCCCCAAACAUCAGACACUUUGUCCUACCAGAAAAUUUUAGGCCUGCGCAAAUGCUGGGCUCACUAAAAUUGCCUCAUCAGCACCCGUAUUCCAACAGAAAACAGCACUUUAGCAUAUUUGAAGAAGAUUCUGAUGCUCCAUUUGAAAUCAACAGUGCUACUGGGGAUCUGUUUCUUUCCAAAGAACUUGAUUAUGAAACAGUUUCUCACUACUUCCUUAGAGUUGUUGUGAAUGAUUACCCGAAUAGUUCUCCACAGAAUAAUACUUUUUUCCUCAGUAUUGAUGUCAAAGAUGAAAACGACCAUUCACCAUCUUUCCAGGAUGACUUUGUUGUAAUUGGGAUAGAGGAGAAUGUGCCCGUUGGCACCUUGGUGUACACCUUUAAUGCAAAAGAUGGAGAUGGCAGUUUUUUAAACAGCAACCUUCAGUAUUCUAUACACGGGAAUGACUUCACUGAAAAUCCAUUUCUCAUUCACCCCUCUUACGGUAGCUUAAUCACAGCAGUUCCCCUUGACCGAGAGAUGACUCCAUUUGUUGUCCUGACAGUGUCGGCAGCAGAUCAGGCCAACUUGACUGAUCGCAGGCAGAGUUCAUUGACAGCAAAAGUCAUCAUUUUAGAUGUCAACGAUACCCCUAGCUUCGUUUCAUCUCCUCUUUCCUACGUUAGAGAAGACGCAGCGGUAGGCUCAUUAGUGCAUCACAUACUUGCACGGGAUCUAGACCAAGGAAGGAAUGGACAAGUCACAUACUAUCUUCUCUCGAAUAACGAAGACCAUCCAUUUGUAAUAGAUAAAACUGCAGGACUGCUAACUACCGCCUUUGCUUUGGAUCAUGAACGCCAAGUAUACAACCUGACCGUUGUGGCCCUCGAUAACGACCCAGCUCUGUCUGCAACUCAGAGUCUGACAAUAAUUGUUGUCGAUGUAAAUGACGAAGUUCCAGUGUUUACCAGAUCUCUAUAUGAAGCUUUCAUCUGUGAAAAUGAAGAUCCAGGAGCAGUUGUCAUUAAAGUUGAAGCCAUAGAUAAAGAUUCAGGAAUCAAUUCUCUACUCCAGUAUGAAAUUUUACCAGGUCCUGGAUAUGAAACUUUUCAAAUAAACCCAGAUACUGGAGAAUCAACAGUCAUCUCGCUUGACAGGGAGGCUCAAGAUAAAUUCACUAUUAAAGUGCUGGUUCAAGACAGUGGAACUCCCAUUUUAUCCAGUACAGCGACAAUAACCUUCAGAGUACUGGAUGAAAAUGACCACGCUCCCAAGUUCGUCCUUCCAGUUUCUGAGAUCCAAAUUAUGGAGAACCAAGAGCCUUCAACAGUAUCAACUGUGUUGGCUGUAGACAAGGACGCUGGUGGUAAUGGGACUGUGCAAUAUCACAUCAUUGGUGGAAAUGCUAAAGGAUAUUUUGCAUUACACAAAACGUCAGGAGACCUCUUCACCACUUGCAGCUUAGACAGAGAAACUGACAGCAACUUUACCCUGGUUAUUGAGUGUUUCGACUUGGGCAGUCCACCAAAAAGCUCUGUGACCCAACUGCAUAUCAAAGUCCUGGAUGAAAAUGACAACAGUCCCUUGUUUGCAAGAAACCAGUAUCAAGUGUCAGUGAGAGAAGAUCUCGGAGAACGGUCAGCAGUUCUUGAACUUUUUGCAGCAGAUGCAGAUGAGGGUCUAAAUGGCGAGGUCACAUACUCUCUCACAGAGGACAUCCUUGGAGCCUUCACCAUUGACAGGAUUACUGGUGUGAUAUUUACUACCAAACUGCUGGACCGGGAAUUAAAAUCUCAGUAUGUAUUUAAGGCUUUGGCAACAGACUCUGGCAUCCUAGGACCAAGAAGCACGAGUGUUACUGUAAUUGUGCAUGUCGAGGAUCUCAAUGACAAUAGUCCCUUUUUCCUACAGAAUCCUGUCAUAGUUCAUGUAUCUUCUCACACACCUGUAAAUCAGACAUUGGCUACUGUGAGAGCCAGUGAUGUUGACCUAGGACUAAAUGGAGUUGUGAAUUUUAGGUUCCUGAAACCAGAAACCAUGUUUCAGAUGGGCCCAAGCACGGGAGAAAUUUUUCUUCAAGAACCUGUACCUCAUGAAGGCCUCGUUUCACAUCUCCUGAUAGUGGCUUCUGAUCAAGGAGUCCCAGCUAGAACAGCUACUGCACUUUUGGCCGUCUAUUCAGAAGCACAGGCAGAUAUUAUUUCGUUCAGCCGUACUGAGUACGAAGCAGCAGUUCCUGAAAAUAGUGAAAUAGGCACCUCUGUUUUCACUGUGGCUGCAUAUGACCGUAGUUUGACGGGAAAGAAUUUAAAACACACAAUCAUCAGUGAACAUGAAGAUAUUUUCUACAUCCAUCCCAUCAUGGGUGACAUCACAGUAAAACGAGCUGAAUUUCUUGACUAUGAAGUGAGGAAAAAAGUACAUUUUGCAGUCUUAGCUGGAAAUGGCUUAACUUCAGCGGUGUGUGGGGUGACAGUAUUUAUACAGGAUGUGAAUGAUAAUGCACCUCGAUUUGAGCAAAACUAUUUCAAAACAUCAGUGUGGGAAGGUCAAGUCUACAACACCUACAUCAUGCAGAUCUACGCAACAGACGAUGACGCUGGACUUAACGGAGAAAUUGAAUAUUCAAUUUUAUCUGGCAACACAAAUGAAGCAUUUCUUAUUGAUUCAGCACAAGGAAUUAUAUCAACGAAUGCAAUCCUAGACCGUGAAGACAUUCCAUCAUAUAGGUUAGUUGUGCAAGCUGUUGACAGAGGAACCCCCAGGCUAUCUGCUACAAGCACAAUAGAAAUACAAGUUGUGGAUAUCAAUGACAAUGCUCCAACUCUCCAGCCGUUUGGCAUCGUUGAACUCCCUGAAAAUGCCCCACUUGGCUCCCUGGUGAUGCAAGUAUUGGCAGAUGAUGUGGACCUAGGACCACCCCUUCACUACAGUUUUGCUGAGAAUGGAAAUCCUGGGAUGAAAUUUGCAAUUGACCAAUGCCAUGGAACAAUCACAUUGGUGAAAGCAUUAGAUUUUGAAGAAAUCACUCAGCUUGAACUGUUGGUCAGAGUUUCGGAUUCUGUGCAUCCAACUACAGAACAACUUCUGAUAUUUAUAUCUGAUAUUAAUGAUAACCCACCAGUAUUUACUCAGGAUGCAUAUCAGGUGAUGAUACCAGAACGUAUGCCUGUACCUGCCGCUCUUUUGACUGUUUAUGCCACAGACAGAGAUUCAGAGUACAAUGGAAAACUAACCUACGGAAUUCUGACCCCCUUUGAUGAAUUUUCUGUUGAUCCACAAAAUGGCUCACUAUAUCUGGUUAAGACAGUGACAUACCAGGAAAAGAAUCCAGUUAUUCGACUCCGUGUAGAAGCCAGUGACAGUGGGAAUCCUCCUUUGACUGCUGUUGCUUCAGUGCUCAUACAGAUCCAGGAUGUGAAUAAUUACAUCCCUCAAUUUACUGUGCCAUCGUAUAAUCUCAGUAUCAGUGAAAAUGUAUCCAUUGGAGAAAUGCUGCUAACAUUCUCAGCUAUUGACAGGACACAUGACAGCACCUAUGUUGAAUAUGCCAUUAUUGGUGGUAAUGGUAGUAAUAAGUUCCAGGUGGAAAAAUGCAUCAUUGGGCCAGAAUCUCCAAGUAAAGUGGCUGGAAACCUUGUGUUGAGAAGCAUUCUAGAUCGCGAGAGCAGUUCAUCUUACCAGUUGUUAAUUCUUGUAUCUGACUGUGGGACUCCUCCUUUAAACGCCACAGCUACAGUGUCAAUCACUGUUUUGGAUAUUAACGAUAACCCACCUAUAUUUAGCAGUUUGGACUAUAAAGUUCAUGUCAGGGAAAAUAUCCCUGUAGGCAGUCAUGUUACUGCUGUCUCAGCUAGUGAUUGCGAUGCUGGACCUAAUGGAGACGUCACGUACAGUAUCACCUCUGGAAAUGACAAGGGACACUUUCGUUUAGAUGGGAAAACCGGCUCCCUUGAUCUGGUCAGAGCUUUGGAUUAUGAAGAAACAAUGAAUUUCAGUCUGACUAUUCAAGCUUCUGAUGGAGGAGUUGGCAUAAAAAAUGUGGCCUUUGCUGUAGUUUUUAUCAGCAUCCUCGAUGCUAACGAUUACGUCCCAGUAUUUGUAUUUCCCACCCAGGACUGCAGAAUCCAUGAAAAUCUGCCUGCUUUUUCUUUUGUCUGCAGAAUUUCUGCGCUGGAUUUUGAUACCGGCCCCUACGGUCACCUUUCAUAUUCCAUCCAGUCAUCGUGUUUGUCUGGUCAUGGAACUCCUGGAGAUCAUGACAUGUUUUUCAUAGAUCCUCUGACUGGAGAGAUCCGCACCAAGCAGGUGCUUGAUUUUGAAGACCAGGACAAGUAUUGCUUCAUAGCUCAGGCCAAAGACAGAAGCGACUCAACAGCCACUAUCACCGUUCAAGUGGAGGUCGAGGGGACAGAUGAAUUUGACCCUGUCUUUAACCAAGACCAAUAUUUUUUUGAUUUCCCUGAAAGGAAUGAAGCAGGGCAGUUGAUUGGCAAAGUCACAGCAUCAGAUUAUGAUGGAGGAUUGGAUGGUGUUAUUCAUUACACUUUGCUAAAACAGUCACCUUUCUUUUCUGUGAACCACAGCAGUGGGGCCCUCUACUUGACUAGACCUUUCCACAGGAAGAGAAUUGGCAUGAAGAGAGCAGGCGAUACUCUUGAACUGCUUGUAAAAGCUCAUAGCCCAAAGCUGGACUCAAAGUCUAGCACGUGCACAAUUCUGGUGAACAUUUCUAAAGCUCCGGAGAGUUAUUCCAUGUUGCCAGUGGAAACAGUGUCCAUUAGCAUCGCCGCUUCAACUGUAGCAUUCCUGUUUCUGGCCAUCAGUCUUGCUGUGCUUAUUGUUAGAUUCAGACGAAAAGACACAGCAAACUCUAGCAUGAAGAAAGAGAUGCCAUGUCCCUCAUCUGCUGAUUUGAAAUUAGACCAUGAGAAUAGUGCUCCUAAAGAUGUUCGGAAAUCCCAAAUCCAUGCAACCGGUAACCUUCCAGUAGGCACCAUAGCAGAGUGGCUAAAUUUGGUAGGCAUCAGAGAGAGAAGGGACAUGGGCAAUCAUUGUAGGCAUUCGGACUCCAGCGGCCAUGGUUCUGCAGAAGGAGAAACUGCAGAAGAUGAGGAAAUAAAGAGGAUCAAUGAGCAUCCCUGCAGGAAGGGUUCCGGAUCAGCUUUAAGUGACCGAGGCUCACGUAUACCUGACUCAGGAAUUCCAAGAGACUCUGACCAGCUUUCGUGUCAGUCUGAGGAGACUGAUGUCGUGGCCAUUUCUCAAAGCAUAGAGGCUGCCCACUCUUUCAAAGAUGGAAAUGGAAAAGAGGGAAAAGAAUGUGACACAAAGUAUGCUUGCAAUAAAAUGCUGUCUGAAACACUUCACAACAUGGGGAUGAAGGAAAAAGACAUCAUGACAGACAUCACAAGAGAAUAUAUCUUCAUACCUGAUGAUCAGAACUCCCAUUAUGGAUCUCUUGCUACCCUAGUUGACUCUGAUGAGGAUCUCAGAGGCAGCUAUAACUGGGAUUACUUGCUUAAUUGGGAACCCAGAUUUAAGCCACUUGCAUCUGUGUUCAGUGAUAUUGCAGAACUGGAGGAUGAAAGCUUAAAAAUGCAUAGCUUUCCUAAGGAGAAGAAAUCUUUCAUCUUUCCUCCUCCUCUAAUUACUUCUGUAGCUCAGCCUGGUUUAAAGACAGUCCCCCCGCGAAUUCCAAAUCUGUUGCCUGGUCAGGCAUUUAAGAAAUACCCCCGCUCACCCCUCAUCCAUCAUCUGAGGUAUCCUCCAUCUGCUAUGACUCCCAGUUUUUCACCUUCUCUGUCUCUGCUUACCACACAGACCCCUACAGCAUCUCCAGUGGCCUCCCAUCCUAACCUGAAGGGAAUAUGCCCUGGUGGCGCAAAGUGUGAACUUUCAGCAGAUGAAGAAGUUCAAGUAUAGAUUAUUUAUCAUUGACUUAAAGUGUUACAUGAACGUUUGGCUAAAUGUUUUUGCCAUAUUCCUUAAUGAGCAUUGCAUGUCAUCUCUGUAUCUGUAAGAGGGAGAAAAAUAUUUUUUACAAGUUAAAACAUUUUACCUGCCUAAUUAAUUCACUGCAGGGUGUACUCCAGAUCUGUUAGGGACCUCCUUGAUUAUUCAUUAUGAAUUUACCUACAUUAGCUAUUUGUGUUCUGUAUGUUCUAGACAUCUAGGGGGAAAUCGCUGGUGGAACAGAACUUUCACGUAAUGCUUACUCUUAAACUCAGGUGAAUAGUUGAGGAUGUG
Lacerta agilis (Sand lizard) is the source of this 8430-nucleotide messenger RNA. RefSeq names its product protocadherin-23-like. Lineage: Eukaryota; Metazoa; Chordata; Lepidosauria; Squamata; Lacertidae. Gene Ontology annotation, molecular function: calcium ion binding. Gene Ontology annotation, biological process: homophilic cell-cell adhesion. Gene Ontology annotation, cellular component: plasma membrane. The record is from RefSeq and is a predicted model, not a curated record.